AUGUCGCGAGCCGUGCGUCUCAUGAAAGCCGUGUCCGUCACGAGUUGCACCCUCACGUCUAUUGGCAUGCCCGUGCUUUGUCUAGUGAGCGAGCAGGACACCUCAGCAAUCGGCAAGUGGGCCAUGUGUGGAACGAUCAUGAUGUUCGGGCUCGGCACGACGUCGUUGUUUCACUACCUGUUCAAGCCGUACGUCAUGAAAAUGUGGCUAGCAAGCCCGGAGGUGGCUGACAGUUGCUCGACGUCAACGAGCGAGGCGACAGACGAUCCGGUGGUAACGGUCGAGACAGUAACUCUGUUUGCUCAAUUGACGCAGAACUCGUUCCGACUGUCCGACGUGUCACCGCCGAAGCAGUCGAUGCACCCCAUGGUGUCGUUUCAGGCUCGUGAUCACCACUACUUUAUUCACCCUGAGGCAUUUGAAGACCGAAACUUGCUGACUAGGCUUGGAGCGGGGAAGCGUGCGUAG
Peronospora matthiolae is the source of this 468-nucleotide messenger RNA. NCBI's taxonomy places the organism in Eukaryota, Oomycota, Peronosporomycetes, Peronosporales, Peronosporaceae. The record is from the annotation of a GenBank genome assembly.